Messenger RNA from Fundulus heteroclitus (mummichog), 4952 nucleotides. It is a transcript of the gene enc1, whose product is annotated as ectodermal-neural cortex 1. The transcript is spliced from 3 exons. Gene Ontology annotation, molecular function: protein binding. Lineage: Eukaryota; Metazoa; Chordata; Actinopteri; Cyprinodontiformes; Fundulidae. The record is from RefSeq and is a predicted model, not a curated record. The coding region runs from base 310 to 2085 and encodes 591 amino acids.
CCAUUGAUUUCAGUGGGAGCGCAGGCGGAGGAGCGGAGCAGAGCAGGAGCUGCCGGAGGAACGCCUCCAAACAGCUCCUCUUAUUAUCACCUCUCCGCACCAGCCUUCAAUCAGACCCACGGCGAGUCUCCCAGCCCAUACCUCUGCGAGACUGCGGCUCUGCUGGCGACCUACAGCUGGGGAAUAACCAAAGGAGUUGCCGUCCACUCCGCGGGCGCAAAGGCUGGCAUCGUGGCUCUUUCACGAGUGGCAUGCUCGGGCGACCCUUCGGGCACGACUGAACUCCUGCUUUCACCCAAAGAGGAUUCAAUGAAAAUGUCAGUGUGCGUCCAUGAGAACCGAAAAUCGCGAGCCAGCACCGGCUCCAUGAACAUCUACCUUUUCCACAAGUCCUCCUAUGCUGACAGUGUCCUCAUGCACCUCAACUCUCUGCGGCAACAGAGGCUUUUCACAGAUGUCCUCCUCCAUGCGGGCAGCCGCUCCUUCCCCUGCCACCGCGCCGUGCUGGCAGCAUGCAGUCGCUACUUUGAGGCCAUGUUCAGCGGCGGCCUGAGGGAGAGCCAGGCCAGUGAGGUCGACUUCCGAGACUCGAUCCACCCGGAGGUUUUGGAGCUGCUGCUCGAUUAUGCCUACUCAUCGCGGGUGGUGAUCAACGAGGAGAACGCAGAGUCACUAUUGGAGGCCGGGGACAUGUUGGAGUUUCAGGACAUCCGCGAUGCUUGCGCCGAGUUCCUGGAGAGAAAUCUUCAUCCAUCCAACUGCCUUGGCAUGCUGUUGCUGUCUGACGCCCACCAGUGUACGAAGCUGUCAGAGCUCUCCUGGGGCAUGUGUCUAAGCAACUUCCCUGCCAUUUGUAAGACAGAGGACUUUCUCCAAUUGCCCAAAGAUAUGGUAGUGCAGCUUUUGUCACACGAGGAGCUAGAGACAGAAGAUGAGAGGCUGGUUUAUGAAGCUGCCCUUAACUGGAUCAACUAUGACCUAGAAAAGAGGCACUGCUACCUCCCCGAGCUUCUUAGAACAGUCCGGCUCGCCUUACUGCCCGCCAUCUUUCUAAUGGAGAACGUUUCAACAGAAGAGCUGAUAAAUGCUCAGGCGAAGAGCAAGGAACUGGUAGAUGAAGCUAUCCGCUGCAAGCUGAAGAUUCUCCAGAACGACGGUGUUGUCAACAGCCCUUGCGCUCGACCACGAAAAACCAGCCACGCCCUGUUUCUUCUUGGCGGGCAGACGUUCAUGUGUGAUAAAUUGUACCUGGUGGACCAGAAAGCCAAAGAGAUAAUCCCCAAGGCUGACAUCCCCAGUCCCAGGAAGGAGUUCAGUGCCUGUGCCAUCGGCUGUAAGGUGUACAUCACGGGCGGUAGAGGUUCUGAGAACGGCGUUUCCAAAGAUGUGUGGGUCUACGACACCGUACAUGAGGAAUGGUCUAAAGCGGCACCCAUGCUCAUCGCCAGGUUUGGCCACGGCUCUGCUGAGCUGAAACACUGCCUCUACGUUGUGGGAGGACACACUGCGGCGACAGGCUGUCUCCCGGCCUCUCCAUCCGUGUCACUCAAACAAGUGGAACAGUUCGACCCGGUGGCGAACAAGUGGACCAUGGUGGCACCUCUCAGAGAGGGCGUGAGCAAUGCGGCAGUGGUCAGCGUCAAGCUAAAGCUGUUUGCCUUCGGAGGAACCAGCGUCACCCACGACAAACUGCCCAAGGUGCAGUGCUACGAUCCGCAGGAGAACCGAUGGACCGUGCCGGCAUCCUGCCCGCAGCCGUGGCGUUACACGGCCGCUGCUGUGCUGGGGAACCAAAUAUUUGUCAUGGGCGGGGAUACUGAGUUCUCUGCCUGCUCGGCUUACAAGUUCAGCAGCGAGAACCACCAGUGGACUAAAGUUGGGGAUGUGACGGCCAAGCGGAUGAGCUGCCAGGCUGUGGCAUCAGGAAACAAACUGUACGUGGUGGGCGGGUACUUUGGUACGCAGCGGUGUAAAACUCUGGACUGCUAUGACCCGACACUCGAUGCAUGGAAUAGCAUCACGACUGUUCCAUACUCGCUCAUUCCUACUGCCUUUGUCAGCACAUGGAAACAUCUACCAGCUUGAAUCCUGAACUGUUGACCUGUACCUUCUCCAAUAGAUUUCCCGUUCCGCAUCAUCUGCCAGUCUCCUGACCGCGAAGAAGCACACAUUCUCUUCCUCCAAAAAGAGGCGCCGUGCAGCGAUGUACAGAUGUCCCGCACUUCAUCUCGAUGUUGCUUAAAAAAUAGCAAACAAAAAAAACAAACUAAAGAACAGGAUCAGAGAGCCAGUAGGCUGGACAGUUGCGGAGGAAGGCGGACGGCUCGUUCAGAGACAGACUGAUGCUUGUUCUGCGAGGCAUAGACUCUGACCCUGUGUGCACAUUGUGCUUUCAUGCUGCCAUAGGAGUGCUGCAAACGUCUAAAAAAACCUGCUUUCUUCAUACGUGGUCAUGACAGGCUUGUGACGAUCUGUGAAGUUUUCUCUAUGACAAAAAAAACAUAUAUAAAUAUAUAGAUAUAGCAUGACAGAUGCUUUGGUUUGACUGAUUAAAGGGGAAGCAGUGUCAGGUGUGAAAAAGGACAAAUCAGUGGACUUUGACCGAAUAUUUGACUGAUACAAGGUACAAUGAAGGAGCAAAUCUUCCCCCUUUUUUUUUAAAUUUCUUUUUCAUAAGUUUCAAGCUGUUAGCAGCUUAUAGUUUGUGCUUCAGGCUCAGAUAAAAACACUGGAGCAUUUCUCCUACAGAAGCUUUCUCGUCCCUGCCUCUCAUUAAGCGCUGAGGAGCGACGCAGGUCAAGGGCGAUCGAUGGGAUUUGCGCGCCGCCUCAAGCUCGCGGCCUUGCGUGUUUGCCUCUCGGAGCCGAUACGUUCAAGCACCGUAUUUGGACUCGGCUCAUAAGGAACGCUGCACCCCUAAUGCCGUACAAGAGCGGCUGUGCUUCUGUUCUCCUGAUAAAACCGCCGGCUCGCUUGCUGAGUCAUCGCUGAAACCCCUUUUUAGAGCAUGUUCACUUAUAGUGAUUCAGUGAAAACUGGCAUGUACUCUUCAAAAAAUCGUGUCACCUUAUCAAAAGCUGAUAUAUUUUCUUUUUUUUGGAUCAGUUUCUUUUUAAACUUGCUGCAGUGUAGUCUUAAUUUAUAUGGUACUGGUAACUGUGUUAUGUUAAUAUGUUUAAUCCUAUUUAUUUCUUCUCUGCCUGCAUUCAGAUGUGAAUGUAUGUGUGGGUUAUGUCAUGCAUGGCCAAGUGUUGUGUUUUGAUCUGGUCUCAGUGAGCUGCAUUUUGCACAGUUCAGUCUUUUGCCGGGAGAGGCUUGCUUUUUAAGACUCAGAGAAGCUCAUUUAGCUUUGCUGUUCACUUCUUUUCAAGCGGCUUGGGAAGGAAGAAAGACUUAAAUUGCAGAUUAAAUAAAGUACAGUAGGAUUUCUAGGUCUUCGGUAGGCGUAGGCUGGAUACCGGGAUCAACUUCCGUCUUAAAAGACGUUUUGGCAAUAAAAGUUGUGUUUUUCAUUUAUCCCUUUGAUCGGUUUGAAGUCUUUUUGAUUAGACGCCCCACAAAUUGUGAAAAUUCUAAUAAAGCUACAAUCUGUCAAGCAGCCUACUGCAGGCUAGCUGCCUGUGCUUCUAUACAAGGAGAACAGUAAACUUGAGUAAUGUCCUACGUACGGAUGGUUUGAACACUAAAAUGUUCUAAUUUUUUAACAAUUCUAUCAGAAUAUCCAUAAAUUAAAAUUAGAGGUGACCUUCCUAUAACUGUAAUAAUGUCAUCAUUUUAGCAGCACUUGGUAAUGGUUGCUAUUCCUCUUUUUUUAUUUUUUAUAUAUUUUUUUUAAAGGAACUAGAUCAUCUGAUACUUUAAAAAAAAUUUUAGUUGCAUAUAGAAGCUCGUACCAGCCCAAGCCUAGACCUUACCAAUAGAUGACAGAAUACCAUUGGAUAAAAUAGGCCCAACCUAUUUUUAUUAAUAAAGAAAAGCCAAAACAAAAUAAGAGAUAAGAUAGCACAAUAUGUGACCCAUUAACUACCGAGGACAUCACAUCACAGAUUGACCUCGACAAGGUUAAGAAUUUGACAGUGUUUGCAGCUGUCCCAAGGACAGCAGGAGCUAUGUCACGCGUGCCAACUUGGCUCCCUGAGAGUUAACCCGCAGUCCCGUUUUUGUUAAAGGCAGACACCGCAGUGCUUUUUUUUUACCAUUUAAAAACACAUUCAGUGAAGCAAGUUUCUGAAAAAAAUAAAAUAAAAUCAGCAAAAGUCUUAUCAUAUCUGGCGACAUCUCCUCAGUGUGUUUGUCUUUGUCUCUCUUGGUGACCUGACCAUGUUGCCGUUGCAUAUCAAUUCAAUUACUUUGUAAAAGGUUCUGUCUUGGUGGAAUUGGUAUGUUCUGUUUCAGAUCUUCCUUUAUGACUCCCCAUUCACAUUCAGUGGACAUCACCCCCCCCCCCCCCCCCCCCCCCAAAAAAAAAAAAGAAACCCGCCGCUCAGCCCUCCUUCAACCAUUCAGAAAAUUCCUUCUAUUGUGAAUUUGAAGACUUGUGUGGGGACCAUUGUGGCUCUGUGACGUUGAACACAUCCAACCGCUGAACCAAGAGACUUCAGCCCAACCAAUCAGAUGAGGGCAUUUCUUUCCCUGCAGCACACAAGUUUCCCUGGCAACAGCGAGCAAUGAAUGCCCCUUCAAUUUGCACCUAAUUGCUGAGCGGCAUUUCCCCGUUUCUCCUCCGGCUCUCCCCCUCAUCUUCCUGAGCGCGCUGCUUUCACACAACGCCGUCAAUGAGACGCAAAAUUCCGUCAGUGUGCAUCUUUUUUAUUCUUUCUUUCAUUUGAUCAUGUAAGAGUUUCAUUUCUAUUUUUUAUGGCGUUAUUUUGUACAUGUGACUGUUUCUUUUUCUUUUUUUUUUCACAAUGUGAAAUUCAUGGCUAAUAAACAUAAGAGUUUUUUCCUCUUGA